This is a messenger RNA of Prorocentrum cordatum, 1557 nucleotides long. The record is from the annotation of a GenBank genome assembly. Lineage: Eukaryota; Dinophyceae; Prorocentrales; Prorocentraceae.
GGGGAUGCGUUGACGGAUGAAUGUGGCAUGAGCGUUCGCUAUUUGUUCCGAGGCCUGAAGCUGCAUUGUACCGAGCAGUGCGUUUGCCAACACGCAUUCUCCGCCAUGGUGUCCACCUCGCUAGAGAGCCGCCCGUGCAGCCUAGCGUUGCAGUCCCCAGACCCCGAGGCAUGUUGUCCGUAGCCAUUUCGGCUGAAGUCCCUGGGCCCCUGCCGCAGUGCUCAAGCAGCGUGGGCGCGGGCUUCCGAACGAUGGGCGUGCUCGCAGGGGUUGCCAUACAGCUCACGUUAUCUUUCACAGUGGCAGCCGACGAGUUCACUGGUUACGUGGUGGACAACUACUGCUGGGACCAGCCGGGUCAUCAGGGCAUCGAUGGGUCUCAGCUCGGCACCGCUCCGGGAACACACGCCCUUCAUUGUUUGUGGCAGGUUCCCGCAUGCAAGGCUCUGGGUUAUGUGCUUCUGGAGGCGCUGUCGACACCCACGUCUGAUGGCUAUACUUACGCUGCGAAGCAUCAGUUGGAUGAUAUCGGGGACGCCCUCGUCACUGAAAUGGGCCAGGCAGAGCAAUCACGUGCUGGUGAUCGCUCCUUCGACGAACAGGUAACAAUCACUGGCACACUGGUCAACAACGAGAUCGUCGUCGAGCGAGUGUGCAUAACACCAUCAGUGAGCAACACGGCAGGCGACACGUUUUGUUUUACUGAGUCCACGUUGUCACCGACAUCGACGCCGCCAGACGGGGGCGAUAUCUCACUAACCAGUGCCUCCCUGCGGGCGGCCUCAGCCAGCGUGCUGGCUCUGGGCUCUCUGAGUCAGCUUGCAAGCACGUAGGCAUCUGGAGCAGCACGCAUCGCAUGCGCCUGCGUCGGGGGAGGGGGCUCAAUGACACGCCGUCCGCGUCCGUGUGCCUCUCGCUCCUUCCCCUCCGCUUCCUCCGUUCUGCUCCCAGGUCUCCAUCCCUCCUUCUUCCUGAUGGCCUCCACUGUCUGGCAACUGCGCACGCCGAGCUUUGCAGUGCGGCUGACGAAUUGAUUGAGCUAUGCCUCAGUAACUAAGCAUGCACGUCUCGGCAGCGGCGGCGAUCGUGGCGAGUCCCGCAAUUGUCUAGUCCCAUCGUCGCGUUGUCGUUUAUGAUUUGUUGCAGCAUUGUAUAGUGGCUAUACGCUGCGGUCUUAUCUUGCCAACUGUUGACAAUCUAAGUGUACCAAUUGUUGCCAACUGUUGGCUCAUGGCAGACUGAGGUCUGUGGGACAAAAAAGAGGUGCCCCUUGUACUUCUGCCAGCGACUAGGACGAUGGAAGCGUAGAGGCACUCGCGGUCGCCGCUUCGCCUAAGCCCGUAGGGAGACUGCGUCCAGUCACUUGCUCACGGCGCAGUCGCUGCGGGCCACUUUGCGUCUUCAUCUGAGCCACAGCAGCAGCUGCACUGCCCCAGCAGCGCCGGGGUCAUCCAGCGCGAAUGCCAAGACGAUUCCAGUGGGAUUGCGUCCAAUCCUUGAGGCAAAACCAGAUUUUGACGGGUCAGUAUCCAAUGCUGCAGUGCUGCAUCCUUCGAC